GGCUCAGCGCGUCCCCCGGCGGGAUGCGGGGCGGCGGCGGGAACGGCAGCGAGGGCGAGCCGUGGCCGUGGCCGUGGCCACCCUGCGACGAGCGACUGUGCGUGGCGGUGCCCCUGUGGGUGCUCGUUCCCAUCACAGCCAUCUGCCUGGGGCUCUUCGUGCUCGGCGUGGCGGGCAACGUCCUCACGGUGCUGGUCAUCCGCAGCUACCGCGACAUGAAGACCACCACCAACCUCUACCUGGGCAGCAUGGCCGUCUCCGACCUGCUCAUCCUCCUGGGGCUGCCCUUCGACCUCUACCGCCUCUGGCGCUCCCGGCCCUGGAUUUUCGGGCAGCUGCUGUGCCGCCUCUCCCACUACCUCAGUGAGGGCUGCACCUACUGCACUCUCCUCCACAUCACCGCCCUCACCGUGGAGCGCUACCUCGCCAUCUGCUUCCCCCUCAAGGCCAAGGUGGUCGUCACCAAGCGCCGGGUGAAGGCCAUCGUCGGCGUCCUCUGGGCCUUCGCCUUUCUCUCUGCCAGCCCCUUCUUCUUCCUGGUCGGCGUGGAGCAGCCCGACAACCACACCGACUUCAGCCGCGAGUGCAGGCCCACCCCGCAGGCCUUGGAGUCCGGCCUGCUGGCCACCAUGUUCUGGGUCACCACCUGCUACUUCGUCCUGCCCGUCAUCUGCCUCAGCGUCCUCUACGGCUUCAUCGGCCGGGAGCUGUGGCGGAGCAACACCCGCCUGCGGGGCCCCGGCUCGGUCCUCCGGGAGAAGGGGCACCGCCAGACAGUCAAGAUCUUGGUGCAGUUUUUACAUGCUACACAGGAGACUUCUUUUACCAAGGAUCAGCUAGUAAAUCAAGGGUCAGGUAAUCAGCUGGAUGGAAGUAGUGUAUCACAAAGGAAAGGAACUAAUAAGCCUGAGAAAAUUUUUGCUGACUUAAUCGAGGAAGCUGUGGUGGUUCUGGCCUUUGUAAUUUGCUGGUUGCCUUUCCACAUUGGCAGGAUCAUAUUUAUAAACACCCGAGACAUGAGGACGAUGCUGGUCUCCCAGUACUUUAACAUAUUUGCUCUGCAGCUUUUCUACCUGAGUGCAACCAUCAACCCUGUCCUCUACAACCUCAUGUCAAAGAAGUACAGGGCAGCAGCCUACAAGCUGCUGUUGCCACGCCGAGCUGCAGAAAGGGCUUUCACAGUAACAAAAGAUGCUAGUGGCUACACAGAGACCAGCGCCAGCACAAGGAACGAGUACACCACCAGCUUCUGAGACUGCAGCCUGCACUUUUUUCCGGCAUUCUUGCCUAAGGAAGGAAACUUCCUAUUUGCAGGAGAGUUGUAAAAGGAUGGACAUUUGUUAGGGCUUGUGGUAUUUCAUAAUUGUUUCUAUUUUGGAAUGUACAGGUAUUUUGGAAUACCUGUAUUUUUGUUAACGGAGCAAGCGGGCACCAUAAAGUAGGUGCAACUUGUUCAAUUCGUGAAAGAUGAGGAACAGUAAAUUGCCAGUAAAACCGUGGUUUUACUUUAUACAUGUUGUUCAUUGCAUAUCUUCUGUGCAAUUUCUAAUAUUUUCUAAAAAUCAUAACAUCAAGGUCUGCAAAGGAGCACUUCUUGGAUUUAGUAAUGGGUAAAAUUCCCAGACUGCCUUUGCCAUUUUAAAUCGGUUUUCUUAUAAACGAGAUUUUGCAAAACACCGUCUCUCAUGGAGACAGACACCAAAAAAAAAAUCACCCUCCAACUUAAACAGCCUUGGAAGAAGAGGUAUAUGUUCUUACUACCUGGUCUCAUAAUCAUGAAGGGGACUUUCCUGGGCAAUUUCAGUAACUCUUCCCUUAGGAAAGCAUCUGCACUGCACAGCAGCCUCUGGGUUUAAUCCUUUUGGCCUGCCCCAUGUGAUCAAAGAAAGUCUCUUAUUCAUAUGCUAGCAGCCAGUUCUCUGUAUUUGUAAAAAUUUAGAUAUUCCAGAUCAUUUCUUUGUGAUAGAUGUGUAGUGUGUGGCAGAUGUUAGUGGUAUGUGUCCACUGUGUCCCGUUGUGUACUGCGUAUGCAAAUAAUAUGCCAAGUUAACCCAUCUUGCCACAAAUGAGACCUGUCACCGAACAUGCUGGACUACACUCAGGACUUACUGCUGUGUAACACUGCACUACAAGUCAAGAGCCAACCCACUAAUUCUGCUCCAAAAGAUUUUAAAUGCAAACUUCAGCUGUACAAUUUAGGAAGGAGGCUCGUUGUGAGAAAAAGCUAGAAGAAGCUGCAGCACUGAUUUCUCCAGAGGAUCGUUGCAUCUAUAAAUUUUACUUGUUACCUUCCUGGCUAUAGUGAUGUAAAUCUGGACCAGAAUCCGUGAAGUGGGACUAUGCUUACAGAAACAUCACUGUGGUAUGUCAACACUUGCCCUUGGUUCUCUGUUAAUUCCUCUUCCUUUUAGGUAGUUGUACAAAGUGAUGCAGUCCCCCCUGAGCCUCCUUUUCUCCAGGCUAAACAAUUCCAGCCCCCUCAGCCAUUCCUCAUAUGAAUUACUGUCUAGACCGUUCCCCAGC
Molecule: messenger RNA, 2523 nt
Organism: Pipra filicauda (Wire-tailed manakin)
Lineage: Eukaryota; Metazoa; Chordata; Aves; Passeriformes; Pipridae
Gene: MLNR
Product: motilin receptor
Exons: 3
Coding region: 24-1253 (409 amino acids)
Biological process (GO): G protein-coupled receptor signaling pathway
Cellular component (GO): plasma membrane
Molecular function (GO): G protein-coupled peptide receptor activity
Source: RefSeq, a predicted model, not a curated record